GCUGACGGAAAACUUUGGAACAGCAUUCGGGCCUUGUAUGGAACCGACGGAAGCCACAACGCAGUUCAUGGCAGUGACUCUCCCGCAUCCGCUGAGCGCGAAAUCCAGCUUAUCUUCCCACAUGAAGCUGGCAAAAGCUCGGCCGCACAACAUCCAUCGGCGACAUUAUCUGGGCAGCCGUUCCAGCGAACCUUAGCUUUGAUCAAGCCGGACGCCUAUCCCGCUCGCAAGAACGACAUUCUCACACGCAUACGGGAUGCUGGGUUCACGAUAGUGGGAGAGAAGGACGUGCAGUUCAGCAAGGAGAUUGCUGAGUCGUUCUACGCAGAACAUGUGGGCAAAACCUUCUACGCUGAUCUCGUGAAGUGGAUGUCUAGUGCUCCAAUAUACGCGCUUGUAUUGGAAAAGGAAGGCGCGAUUUCUGGGUGGAGGGAGUUGGCUGGACCAACCAACUCCGCAACAGCUCGCGAAAAUGCGCCGAACAGCAUCCGGGCGCUUUAUGGGAAGAAUGGAUCUUCCAAUGCUGUGCAUGGAAGUGAUUCAGAAGAAUCAGCAAAGCGCGAAAUUCAGAUUGUUUUUGGAGAGACCGUGUCACCAUUCGCAACCGCAAAGGGUGUCAAGGCCGCAAUUCCCAAAACGAAAUCUCAGGGUGCACUCGCGAGUGUGGAAAGCUCUGUGCCCUUCCCAUCUGGACAGCUGGGACAAGAUGAGAGACAUUUAGAAAGAACGUUAGCCUUGAUCAAGCCUGACGCCUACGGCCUACAUAGAGAUGCUAUUCUCAGCCGGGUACAAGAUGAUGGAUUCGUUAUCAUCAAACAGGAAGAGGUCACAUUCACGAGAGAAAAGGCGGCGGAGUUCUAUAAGGAGCAUCUCGGAAAACCUUUUUACGAUCGCCUCGUAGAGUGGAUGUCCAGUGCCCCCAUUUACGCUCUAGUACUGGAGAAGGAGGGCGCCAUCAAAGCAUGGAGAGAGCUUGCAGGACCUACCAAUGCUGAGACAGCACGGAAUACGGCACCAAACAGCAUUCGAGCAUUGUACGGGACAGAUGGAUCCCAGAAUGCCGUACAUGGGUCGGACUCUGCGGCAUCGGCAAUUCGCGAGAUUGGAAUCGUUUUUGGUGAUUCCGUGAAGGCAGGACCAGCAUACUCCGAGAAAACCUUGGCCCUGCUGAAGCCAGACGUUUCCCGGAGUGCACACAAAGACGAGAUUAUCCAGCUAAUCAACCAGAGCGGAUUGAAGAUUGCUGACGAGAAAGUGUUGACAUUCACCGCCGACAAAGCGAAAGAGUUUUACCGAGAGCAUGAAGGGAAACCAUUCUUCGAUGGCCUGGUUCAGUGGAUGACAAGUGCCCCGAUAUACGCGCUCAUCCUGGAGGGUGAGAACGCAAUCAAGCGAUGGAGAGAGCUGGCUGGCCCAACCGAUUCCACUAAGGCGAAGGAGACAGCACCGACCAGUAUUCGAGGCCGAUUUGGCACUGACGGUCAAAAGAAUGCCGUACAUGGAUCCGAUUCUCCCGCAUCAGCUGCACGGGAAAUAGAUAUCGUUUUUGCACAUGGUGAUGUGGCACCACAUCCCCCAUCAGCAGCAAAACCUGCUGCUGCCCCAGCCCGUGUAGCUGCAGCCAGCACAAAGCGGAGCACCAACAAUCUUGCAAACGGGAAAAAUAUGGGAUCCCAAAGCGUACUCGCCUCAAAGUCCCGAAGCCCUAGCCGCACGUCCAGCAAUAGCGGCCUCAACAAAGCUGGAACGAAAGCAACGGCAUCCUCUGACCGUCUGGCAACCAAGCCCGCGUCGCGCGUGUCUUCUACGCAGAAUCUAAGCAACGCCAGAACCAAGAGCAGCGCGGCAUUGAAAAAGAGCAAUUUGGGGCUCAACACUCCCGGAGGCGAAAAAGAUUCACCUCCAGCAGCCCUUGAGCUUCCUGGUCACAUAGAGACACACCGAGGGGAAGGCGUUGACAAGGUUCCUAUUGAUGGAAAUGCGGGUCCUGGGAUAAUGGAUGACCCUACCAACGUCGCUGUACGGGAAGAAUGAUCGGGCGGAAAUCACAUGACGUAAAAAUUGAUAAUACAAUAUCUGGUCCGGGUAGACUUUGAAUCGUUUAUCUGUCGCUGGAAAACUCCUUUCCUUUUACCUGAAU
Messenger RNA from Fimicolochytrium jonesii, 2140 nucleotides. RefSeq names its product nucleoside diphosphate kinase. The annotation marks the transcript as partial. The transcript is spliced from 3 exons. NCBI's taxonomy places the organism in Eukaryota, Fungi, Chytridiomycota, Chytridiomycetes, Spizellomycetales, Powellomycetaceae. The record is from RefSeq and is a predicted model, not a curated record. Gene Ontology annotation, biological process: CTP biosynthetic process; GTP biosynthetic process; UTP biosynthetic process. Gene Ontology annotation, molecular function: nucleoside diphosphate kinase activity.